AUGAGAUUUAUUAAAGAAGUAUAUACAGUAUCCUUUAUUGUAUUUGGAACACAUUAUGUUAUUUGUAGUUUAAUACCAAAUGGCAUGUAUACACCUUAUAAUCCAAUAGAUACACAAGUGCCUAAUAUAGAUAUACUCAGCAACCCGCUAAACACAUCAAUGCUGAAUAAUACAGAUAACCAAUCUGAAACCACUGACUCGGCUGUAAGAGUUGCCCAUGUUAUUAACAGCGCAGAGGCUGCUUAUUCUACAGAAAAACCACGGGAAACAGUAGAAGAGUUUAUUUUACAUAAUGAAAAUAUGUAUGGAAAUAUGUUUAAACUGAAUAAGCAUGAUGAAUCAUAUACUAACAUGAAAGCGGAUUAUAUGAAAUUAAAGAAACUAUUUAAAACAGCAAGGAGGAAGAAAAAGCAAUCUAAAGAAAAGAUUUUAAAUAAUAUAUAUACCAAAACUCGGCAUUUUAACAGAAUAAGAUUGAAUGGAUUUACAAUGAUAGGGCCUAUGGCUACAGAACUAGCAAGUGUAAUUGCAACUGAACAGGCAAAAGUACAUACAGAAAAAGAGGACAUGAUUCCAGCUAAAGGGAGUCGUUCUAAUUUUAUUAUAAGCCGUAUAACCCAAAAGAUUGAUUGUGAAGAUGCUGAAUUAAAACAUAUUAAUCGGCAAUUGAGUGAGGCAAUACACACUUCUUCUCGUCUUUUUAGAGAAAGAACUGUUGACUACAAGUGGUUUUCAAAAAACUUGGCGAUUUCAUUUAAUAUAUUGAAUAUGAUAAAUUCAAUCAGAGUGAAUAGGAUUCUAUCUACAUUCAAUGUGCAAAGAUUAAUGAAAUUUGACGAAGAGGCUGUUAACCAGAUGGAAUAUUACAAAGAAAUAAGAGAUAUUGAAUUAAAUAGAAAUAGUAGAGAAAUGACUAAAGAAGAGCGUGCACUAGACGAAUUUAACUAUACCUUAAAAUUUCCCGAAACAUUCAAAGCAAGCAUUUUAAAUGUUAAAUUUAAAAAAACUAUUAUUUCCUCCACGUGUGUGCAAAUAAUUAAUUUCGUUUUAGAAUUUAAAGAAGCUAUAAAGGCAGUGAAUAUAACUAAAAAAAUUAAAAACGAUAUAUUGCUUGAGUUCAGAUAUUCCUAUGUAUACGCAUUACGCGCACUAUACGAUUUAAAAGACAUAGAUGCAUACAGUUUUGACAAUACUAAACUAUAUAGCGUAGAAGAAUCUUUUGCAAAUUGCAUAGAUAGAUAUUUAAAAGCAAAAUCAAUAAUAUCAAAUUAUUUAGUAGAUCUUAAAGAAGAUAUAGAUAGUGAUUUAUCUAGGAUUGCACUCGAAAAACCCCAGAUUGCACCUUUAGAAAUCAUGUUAUCUACAAAAAACCAAGAUGACAAAAAAACAUUAGAUCAAAUUUCUAUUUUUAGGCAUUUUUUGUCCUUUGAAAAAAACCUGCAUUAUCGUGUGCAUAUAGGUAUGCGUAGCGUAAUUGAUACAAUUAACAGUAUCAUACAAGAAGAUACAGGCUCUUCCAUGAAAUAUUCAACAUACCUUAACAAUGUAAAAGUAAAUAAUGAUCUGAUUGAUAAAAUAAUAAAAAAAUACGAAUCAAUUCUGAUGAAAUUCAAUGUAUACAUAUAUUGA
Molecule: messenger RNA, 1629 nt
Organism: Nematocida parisii ERTm1
Lineage: Eukaryota; Fungi; Microsporidia
Exons: 1
Coding region: 1-1629 (542 amino acids)
Source: RefSeq, a predicted model, not a curated record